CGCAACUCAAGAGUCUGUAUUGGAUCUGUACUAGAAAGCGGAAUGCAAAACACGUAGUGUGUAAUCACUGGGCAAAACGUACGUGUAAACCCGCCUUAAACAUCGAGUCGCUUCGUGAUACUGUCAGAUAAGAAAACUAAAAAAAAAAACAAAACAACUUUUUUACUACGAUCUUGGUAGUUAAAAACGUUCUGCAUAACCGAUUGAAAAUUAGUCUAAUUAUAUUAGCAAAUUUUCCCGAAAUACUUGUAAAAUCGGGUUUUAUUGAUGCAAGGUGUUCAAGGCGGUAUUUAAAUCAUGGACGCAUAAAAUGGGUGGCCUCGAUAUAUUUGGCAACGCUUUCUCCUGUCAGAUGACAGCUGAUAAAAAUGAGGUUAAGGGUGAAUCAUUUUUUAUAAACAGUGCACCAAUUUUAAUCCAAAUCAUAUGAAAACAAACAUUGCACACAAUGUCUGAUAACGUAGAAAUAGACCCUGGCGCUACUCAUGAGAGUGGCCUAGUCACCACCAAUUCUUUCGACAAUCUGGAACGUAUGAGCUCCAGCUUGGAAGAAAUCAAAAGUACAAACGCAAUAUCACAUAGUGAAGAUUCUAACGAUAACUCUAACAUAGAGCAACUGGAAGAAAGUACAAACUAUGUUAAAGACAAUGUCGAAGAAGGCGAGAUCGAAGUUAGCAGAGAAUGGACUAGUAAAAGCAAGCAUAUAUUUGUACUCAGUCAAGCAGGAAAGCCAAUUUAUUCAAGAUAUGGGAAUGAGGAUAAGUUGGCUUGGCUUUUUGGUGUAAUGCAGACCCUAGUCAGUUUUAUACAAUCUAGCGAUGAUACUAUCAAAAGUAUACAUGCUGGUGAUACUCAUUUUGUAUUUUUAAUAAAGAAACCAUUGAUCUUAGUUGCAGUCCACAAAACUCAGGAGAGUGAACAACAACUUAUUACUCAACUAAAUUAUGUUUUCAACCAAAUAACAAGCAUACUAACACUCACAAGACUGAAGAAAAUAUAUGAACAGCGUCAGAAUUAUGAUCUUAGAAGGCUUCUAACUGGAGUAGAAAGAUUAAUAGACCAUUUGUUGGAUUUCUCAGAGAAAGAUCCAUCAUUCCUUUUAGGUGCUGUUCAAUGUCUACCACUCGCAAACUCAGUUAGGGACAAUAUCAGCUCAGCAAUUAUCUCAUCUUGUAAUAAAAUCAAGAAUUUAGUGUUUGCAAUAUUGCUAGCUGACAAUAAACUCAUCACACUAGUUCGUAUGAAGAAAUACUGCCUCCAUCCUGGAGAUUUACAUCUGAUCUUUAACCUAGUUCAAGCCUCAGAAAGUUUGAAGAACUCUGAGAGUUGGACACCAUUAUGUUUACCAAAGUUUGAUGCCAGUGGAUUUCUGUAUGGUCAUGUAUCUUACCUAGCAGAAGACUGUCAGGCUUGUUUGUUACUUUUAACCGUGGAUCGUGACGUAUUUUUCACACUGAGCGAGGCCAAGCAGCGCAUUGUCGAACGCCUUCGUCGAGGGAACUGUUUAGAAGCUAUAAAUGAAGCAGUGGUCUCCAGUGAUGCCGACUGGAAUGGCGCCGGGUUUCCAGAGCUGAGACAUUACCUUUACAAAUGCAAGUCCACGGCGCAGUUCUACCAGCCGCCGUUAGGGCCCCCAUAUUCGCUGAGCCUCCGUCGUCUGAUGGACGUUUACAAGAGGUCACACCAACGAUUGCACUCCUCCGCUCGUCCUUUGAAGCUGGCCUUCGAGAGGUCUGCCAACGAAGCUGUUCUCGCAUGGGAUACGCGGGGAUUCGAACUCUACGCGACCUUUGAACCUCUCACAUCGACAGCGGCAAUUAUCGCUUCCGUGGGAAAGUUGCUGGAUUGGGUUAAGAAGCGCGAAGAUAAGUUGUUUUGCUUAAAUGCGCCUACUUUCUGAAUUAUAUGUUUUGGGGUCGAAAGGUAUAUUCUAACUAACCUUGGGCAGUUCAAAUUCGGAUUAACAAAGAUUCUUUAGGCUCCUGAUAGUAGCCGCGGUGCCCUAGUAUUUAGGCUUUUGAUGGAAGGAAAUUAUCCUUUAUUGUUUGUUGUUGACAGAUUGUCAUGUAAUAAAAAUCAAAUCCUACUGGAUGUUUGCAGGAGGAAAAAAACGAGUAAUUCGCAUGGUCACUGAAAAACAUUUUUAGAAAGAGAAUACCUUAACUUGUGAUAGUAUGGGCAUCUAUCUGAAAGAUAUUGUUUCUUAUGUGGAACAGCUUGUUAGGCAAUAUACAUCCAUUAUUAAAUAUAAUUUAUUGUAAUUCUCUUGUAUAUAUUGUGAUAAGUGUAUGAUUUUCUUACAAAUUUGAUACCGAAAAAAUACAAGGAAUCUGUUGAAACAUAUUUUUAUACAUUGUCUUUUUUCUCCUCUGUAAUUAUUUUGUUGAAUUUUAAACAUGCUAUUAUGUGAUUCAAUUUAAAAAAUAUUGUUUCUGUUGUAUAUUACUAUUAUUUUCAUAUUCAUGUGAUCAUUGAUACCUAUGAUGUUGAAUAAAUUGUAGAGAUACAUUAUUGUUAAGAAUGUGCAUUAAAAUUAAAAUAACUUGAAC
Molecule: messenger RNA, 2549 nt
Organism: Acanthoscelides obtectus
Lineage: Eukaryota; Metazoa; Arthropoda; Insecta; Coleoptera; Chrysomelidae
Source: the annotation of a GenBank genome assembly